This is a messenger RNA of Erigeron canadensis, 609 nucleotides long. RefSeq lists its product as uncharacterized. Lineage: Eukaryota; Viridiplantae; Streptophyta; Magnoliopsida; Asterales; Asteraceae. The record is from RefSeq and is a predicted model, not a curated record. The coding region runs from base 1 to 609 and encodes 202 amino acids. The transcript has 2 exons.
AUGGCAACAAAACCAACAAUAGCUACUAGCCCAACAAGCUCUUCACAAAUCGGUGACCACUUUUGGAACAAAGUGUUCGACAUAUACAAUGUCGCGGUUCGAAUCAAGCAUCGACCCGAUCAAAUCACGGGUAGAUGGCGUCUCAUCAAGGAGCAAGUCGGGAAGUUUAACUCUAUUUACAAAAAGUAUGAUGAUGACCGACGUAGUGGCGAAAGUGAUGCGCAAGUGAUGGAACAAGCUAGGCAAGCGUAUACUUUGGAAAUGGGUGGGAAGUUUACAAUGUACGAAGCUUGGACCAUUUUAAGAGAUAGACCGAAGUUUCUAUCUUUUAUCGGUGUCGAUGGCAUGGUGAUAAAGAAGAAACGGAUCUCUUGCAUGAUCAAGUCUAGUGAUGAAGACCAAGCGCUCGUGAACCUCGACGAAGAAGAGCCACUCGACACCGAACUCUUUGGCCCAGAUAUUAUUCCACGCCCCCCCCCCCCCCAACAAAGUCGAAAAAGAAAACGCCACGAACAUCGGGAUCCUCGGAUGCGGCCUCAUCUCUUUCAAGUGCAUCGACUUGGCCUCACGUCUCGAACAACUUGGAAGCUCCAAACAAGCGUUUAUUGA